AUGCACAGAACGGGGUUCUGUGAUGGCGACGCGAGGCUGGAGAAUAUUCUCCAGCAUCAUGUUGAAACGCGGCGCGCAAACGGGCGUUUCGAGAGUGAUGUGGGAGGUCUGAUAGCAAACUUCCUGCGUCAAGCAGAAAAUCGACAAGACGAAAGACCCGUACCCGCACGAAGACCACGAAUUGAAGUCGAGGAUGCGGAAGAGGAUAUUCCCACUCAACGGAAUAUUCCUGUCAUCGAUAUAACAGUGCAAGUACACGAGAGGGAGGAGAUGAGGAGAGAAAGAGAAAGAUGGGAGAGACCGUCACAGGAAGAGGAGCAGGUAGAUGAAAAUUUAGACGAGGAAGAAGAAGAAGCAAGGGAAAUAAUAGAAGGGGAAAAUAGAGAGGAAGAUGAUGACGAAGAAGACGAAAAUGAAGAAGAAGAGCAGGACGAAAACGGUGUUGAUGAAGAGGAAGACGGCGACGAUAAUGAAGAGGAAGUUCAAAUCGGCGCUAGACUUGACGAAGUGGCUAGAAUACAAAAUUCUAGGGAGAAUGUUGCUGAGCAGAGAUCUCAGCAGCAACAUCAGUUUGCAGCAGCGGCAGCAGUCGCAACAACACCCCAGCAGCAGCAGCAGCAUCAGGUUGGCGACGACUUUUAUUAUAUAGAGCUACGGACGGAAAACGCGCGUAGAUUUAGAAAUUUUGCAAUACUCGGGAGAGAGGCGAGUUUCGCGAUACGGGCAGUACCGGAAGGUAAUAAUACCGUGCAACGGCUGGAAAACGCGUUCCGUGAAAUUUAUAGAUACGCGGUAGGCUCGAGUGAACCGACGGAUUACGUGGGCCUAUCUUUUAUUUCCGAUGGUUUGACGCGCGGACCGGCAGGUUUAUCGUUUCGUCCUGUGUGCGACUUGACUUACGAGGACAUAUGGGGCCUCGUAAGUUCGGUAGCACAAAGCGCAGGCGGAAUUGAUAUCGCGGAAACUUUCACCAUCCAAGUUUUCAACGUCGCGCUACCGAUGGGUCGUGGAAGAAUGUCAAAUCAGUUAACGCGGGAAGACGUCGCCAAAUGA
Messenger RNA from Solenopsis invicta (red fire ant), 1053 nucleotides. Its product is annotated as myelin transcription factor 1-like protein. NCBI's taxonomy places the organism in Eukaryota, Metazoa, Arthropoda, Insecta, Hymenoptera, Formicidae. Bases 1 to 1053 code for a protein of 350 amino acids. The record is from RefSeq and is a predicted model, not a curated record. The transcript has 6 exons.